Messenger RNA from Pyrus x bretschneideri (Chinese white pear), 1369 nucleotides. Its product is annotated as pyruvate dehydrogenase (acetyl-transferring) kinase, mitochondrial-like. Gene Ontology annotation, molecular function: pyruvate dehydrogenase (acetyl-transferring) kinase activity. Gene Ontology annotation, cellular component: mitochondrion. The record is from RefSeq and is a predicted model, not a curated record. The transcript has 6 exons. Bases 46 to 1146 code for a protein of 366 amino acids. Lineage: Eukaryota; Viridiplantae; Streptophyta; Magnoliopsida; Rosales; Rosaceae. Gene Ontology annotation, biological process: protein phosphorylation; regulation of glucose metabolic process.
UGGGUCUGCAAGGUCGUACUGGCUUCUGGGCUCGGCGACGGAGCCAUGGCGAUUAAGAAGGCGUGCGAGUCGUUCUCAAAGAGCUUGAUCGACGAGGUGCAGAGAUGGGGCUGUAUGAAGCAGACGGGGGUGAGCCUCAGGUACAUGAUGGACUUCGGGUCCCGGCCCACGCAGCGGAAUUUCAUAAUCUCGGCGCAGUUUCUGCACAAGGAGCUCCCCAUUCGGAUUGCCAGGCGGGCGACUGAGCUCGAGAGCCUCCCUUACGGCUUGUCUGAGAAACCUGCCGUCUUGAAGGUACGGGACUGGUAUUUGGAUUCCUUCCGUGAUCUUAGAACCUUUCCUGAUAUCAAGGAUGCUAAAGAUGAGAAGGAUUUUACACAAAUGAUUAAGGCGAUUAAGGUGAGACACAACAAUGUUGUCCCGAUGAUGGCUUUGGGUGUUCAGCAGUUGAAGAAAGAGAAGAUUCUACAUGACGGUCUUGAUGAGAUUCACCAAUUUUUGGAUCGCUUCUACUUGUCAAGAAUUGGGAUUCGCAUGCUUAUUGGCCAGCAUGUUGAGUUGCACAAUCCUAAUCCCCCUCCUCAUUGCGUGGGUUAUAUCGAUACAAAGACAUCUCCCAUGGAGGUAGCACAAAAUGCCACUGAGGAUGCCCGCUCAAUCUGCCUACGUGAGUAUGGCAGCGCACCUAAUGUUACUAUCUAUGGGGAUCCCGAUUUUACAUUCCCGUAUGUUCCAACACACUUGCAUACUAUGGUCUUUGAGUUGGUUAAGAACUCCUUACGUGCUGUCCAAGAGCGUUUCAUGGACUCCGAUAAAGUUGCACCUCCUGUUAGAAUAAUAGUGGCUGAUGGAAUUGAGGAUGUCACUAUCAAGGUCUCGGAUGAGGGGGGUGGCAUACCAAGAAGUGGUCUCCCCAAGAUUUUUACGUAUCUUUACAGCACUGCCCGUAACCCUUUGGAUGAGCAUUCAGAUCUGUCGGACGCUGAUGCAGUUACAAUGGCUGGAUAUGGAUAUGGGCUUCCUAUUAGCCGCUUGUAUGCUAUGUACUUUGGAGGGGAUUUACAAAUGAUCUCUAUGGAAGGAUAUGGGACCGACGCGUAUCUGCAUCUGUCUCGCUUGGGAGAUUCUCAGGAGCCAUUGCCAUGAUGUGAUCUUGUGUUUCAACGUUGAUGACUACGAUACAGUUGAAUUCUUAAAUUAAUUCUGGGAGUGUUGCAAGUAAAAGGUGCCAUGUAUACACGUUUAUUGUCAAAUUGCUGUCAUUUUUUUUAUAUUUUUUCUAAUAGAAGUUGGCAGUCAUUCUUCUGUAUCUUCUGUGUGGUCUUGCCUCACCAGGUCGGAAAAUGAUAAACACACAACCUUUUUAGCA